CCGCCGGAGCCGGAACCAGAGCCAACAUUACCGUUCGACUUCCACCGCUUCCUGGGCCAGCUGAGACAUCGCACGGCGGAUCCAGUCGCACGCUUUCUGCGCUCGUUCAUCAGUGAAUUCGGUAAGAAGCAGUGGAUGGUUCACGAGCAAGUGAAAAUCAUCUCCGACUUUCUCGAGUUCAUUUCGACGAAGAUGGCGCAGUGCGAAGUCUGGCGGACGGUCUCCGAAGCCGAGUUCGACAAUGCCCGGGAAGGCAUGGAGAAGCUCGUCAUGAACCGCUUGUAUUCCCAAACAUUCUCCCCUGCCAUCCCAUCCGCACCGGGCAGUCCGCGCAAGAGUGGGAAGAGUGGACGAUCGCAGGCUGAUGCAGCCAACCCUUUCGGUCCAGGCCGGCGAGGGCAGCAUCAGGAGGACGUUGAGCGUGACGAAGUCAUUGCGCAGAAAAUGCGAAUCUACGGCUGGAUCUCCGAGGAGCAUCUGGACAUUAAGCCUAUCGAAGAGAAAGGGCGGAAGUUUAUGGGCUUAGCGCAGCAAGAGCUGCUGAAGAUCAACACCUAUCGAGCGCCUAGAGACAAGGUCAUCUGCGUGCUCAAUUGCUGCAAAGUCAUAUUUGGCUUUCUCAAGAAUGCCAAAGCCGAUCAGUCGGCGGAUGCAUUCGUGCCGCUACUGAUAUAUACUGUGCUACGAGCGCGCCCUGAGCAUCUUGUCAGCAACGUACAGUAUAUUUGGCGCUUUCGAAAUCAGGACAAGUUGGGCGGCGAAGCAGGCUAUUACUUGUCAUCCUUGAUGGGAGUAGUGACGUUUAUUGAGAACUUGGACCGCACGAAUCUCACGAUCUCUGACGAAGAGUUUGAGCGGCAUGUGGAGCAGGCUGUUAGCGCUAUAGCGGAGAAGAACAAGGAACAAGACUAUGAAGAGCGCCUGAGCCCGCGACGAAAUGUGAGCCAGCGGCUGAGCGAGAAGGCUCAGCCGAGCGCUUUGAGCGACGACGAUGACGAUGAUACGGACGCUGUUACUGGGCUUUUACGGACGAUACAGAAGCCCCUAAGUAGUAUCGGGCGGAUAUUUUCGGAUGAUGCCGCCGCCCACUCAAACUCCCUUAGACUGGCACAGCCAACGCAGCGAAGUCAGCAGCGACAGACGGAAGAUGCGGCGGCUCGGCAGGCCAGCGCUGAAGCUGCUGAGGCGCAAAGAGUGAGAGCCAGGGAGCAUCAAGUGGUUGUGGAAACACUACAGAGCAUGUUUCCUAACCUGGACAAAGACGUCAUUGAAGAUGUGACACGGGCGCAAGAAGGUAACGUGGGUCGAGCGGUGGAUGCAUGCCUGGCGUUAAGC
Messenger RNA from Baudoinia panamericana UAMH 10762, 1335 nucleotides. RefSeq lists its product as uncharacterized. The transcript is spliced from 5 exons. Gene Ontology annotation, biological process: vesicle-mediated transport. The annotation marks the transcript as partial. Gene Ontology annotation, cellular component: endocytic vesicle; cytosol. Gene Ontology annotation, molecular function: guanyl-nucleotide exchange factor activity; ubiquitin binding; small GTPase binding. The record is from RefSeq and is a predicted model, not a curated record. Lineage: Eukaryota; Fungi; Ascomycota; Dothideomycetes; Mycosphaerellales; Teratosphaeriaceae.